AUGGCAUGCAUAACAACCGAAGACUACGAGUCGCCGGCUAUCCAGGACUGGCCAAGCAUGCAGCAAUCGCCACAACGAGAUGAUUUCAUGGCGGAAGUUAUGAACCUCCUCGACAAGUUCAUGACGCUGCUGUCGACCCCAAAGCUCCCUGCUGUGCGACUACCAAAGUGCGUCUUGGGCAAGGACAAUAUGACUGUCUCUGGCAAGAACAUUCCCUUUACGCGAUCCAUGUCGAAAGCGGCGCGAACUCAAAUUCCCCUGCUUCCGACCAUCGACGAGCUGUCGACAGCAUGA
Molecule: messenger RNA, 294 nt
Organism: Aphanomyces astaci
Lineage: Eukaryota; Oomycota; Saprolegniomycetes; Saprolegniales; Verrucalvaceae
Exons: 2
Coding region: 1-294 (97 amino acids)
Source: RefSeq, a predicted model, not a curated record